AUGACGUGUAUAUGCGCAUGUGUAAAGAGAAGAACAACCCGGAUGACUCUUCUUCUUUAGAGGGAGAGAAUAGGAAGAAUACAAUCCAGUAAAUUGUCCGUACCAUUUCAGACUUUUUUAGACGACGGAGUUGAUAGGUGUGUUUCAAGAUGGGUGGUCAAAUUGCAAAACUACUUACUAGCCUAUUUGGCAAAAAAGAAAUGAGAAUAUUGAUGGUAGGAUUGGAUGCAGCUGGUAAAACUACAAUUUUGUACAAGCUUAAACUUGGAGAAAUUGUUACAACAAUUCCAACAAUUGGCUUUAAUGUGGAAACAGUAGAAUAUAAAAACAUCAGCUUUACAGUAUGGGAUGUCGGAGGUCAAGAUAAAAUACGACCUCUGUGGAGACAUUAUUUUCAAAAUACACAAGGUUUAAUCUUUGUAGUUGAUAGUAACGACAGAGAACGAGCUAUCGAAGCAAAGGAUGAAUUAAAUAGAAUGCUAAAUGAGGAUGAACUUAAGGAUGCUGUACUGCUGGUAUUUGCAAACAAGCAGGAUUUGCCAAAUGCAAUGAAUGCUGCUGAACUCACAGAGAAACUAGGACUGCAUUCGCUUCGUAAUCGCACAUGGUACAUCCAGGCAACAUGUGCCACAAGUGGUGAUGGUCUCUAUGAAGGUCUUGACUGGUUGUCUUCACAGCUCAAGAACACGAAAUAGGUUUGGGCAAAAAAAGGAAUUGCAGAUUUGAUGUAAAAUGAUGCUGUCGUACAAAUAAGCUAUUGGAAAUCCUGUGUUCCUCUUCCAACUAACUCAUCUCUUAGUGUAUUACAAUACAUUUCUUCUUUAUAAAGUCAACAGUUAAAAACAAACUAAUAUAAAAAGAUUGCACGGUACAGCAUUCCUAUUAUAAAGACAUACUGGUACACAAUUUAGGUGGUCAGAGAACUAAUUUUUUUUUUUUUUUUUUUUUUUUUGUUCAUUUUAACUUAUUGGGUUUUUCAAUACCUUUGUUAUUACUAUAGCAUUAAAUCUUGUCAAAUAUACAGAUCAAAAAAAAAAAGUUCACAAAAAAUAUAGAAAUACAAACUGACAAAUUGUUUUCAAGAUGUAAUCCGUUUUUCUAAAGCAAAGGUGGGCAAAGUGCGGCCCAACAGUGGUUUUUCUGCGGCCCUCAAAAACAAAUUAUAAAUCCUAUGUGUGCAGCCCGCCAACCAUUUUUAGCUAAGAAACGCCUAGUUUUUUUAAGGCCCGACACCAACCAUCUGUAAAAAGUAAUAUUAAAGCUGAGAACAAGUUGGUAUAAAAGCAAUACAUGCAGGUUUUUGGAACCACACUGGAACCAUCAAAAUUUGGAUGCGGCUGUCAGUGUUGAAUAAAAAAUUCACUUUGGCCCUCUCCCAACGGUGUUCAUGCAAACCCUUGGUUUAAAGUUCUGUGCACUACCAAAUUUUCUUUGACAAACACUUGUUUGUUGUAUGCCUACAUAGUCAUAAUGUGCCCAUAUAUGGUCAUAAUGUGCCCAUAUAUGGUCAUGAUGUGCCCAUAUAUGUUCAUGGUGUGAUGUCAUGAACAUAUUUAGGCACAUCACAUGUUUUUGUCAAAUAAAAUUUGAUAGUGUAAACAGGACUUCAAACAACUGAUUAAAUCAUUGCUACUGUUGAGAAAGCUUUCAUUGGGGAACUAGGAACUUUUACAGAUGGGGGGAGUCUAUUUUAUCUCAGCCCCACCGACUGAAGAAAAUUUAUGCUUACAGCACCUAAAGACGGCCUGGAAAUGGUACUCUCAGACUUAAAUUUGAGUAUAAAAUUUCUUUUUUUCUCCCGUUUAUUUUGUAAUUUUGAUAAAUUGUGGGGACCUGGGCAGGCUACCCCCACCCCUUGAAUCCACCACUGGAAAUGAAUACCAUAAAACGUUAAAUAAGGGUCAUUCCGAAUCAUAUCAAUCAUUGUGACCCUUCCCCCCCCCCCCUUAUAUUUAAAAAAAAAAUAAAGAUACCGCUUUCCGAAAUAUCGAAAAUCUAUUUUCACACAAUGCUUCGGCAGAUUUUGGGGGAAUCUAACAUUGUAAUAAAAUAUGCUACCCAAAUUUGAGUGGUAUUUUUUGAAAGAGGAGCCAACUACCAGUCUAUGUAGCAAUUUACAACUUUGUUAUCUUCGUUAAUAUACUGUAGUAGAUAAUAUAGCUUUGUAAAAACUGUACAAAGUCAAAGGAGCCAUUACCACCAACAAAAUCCAAGGGGGGGGGGGUUCACAAGGGAACUUUCACAUUUCUGGCCGAUUUGAGCCGGAAUGACUCAAAGGCACAGAAUUCAUUUGUGUUUUUAUUGGUAGCAAAGUACUGAUGAAAAAAGAAAUGUUUUUUUGGAAUUUAAAUGUAUGAAGUAUGUUUUAUCAUUACAUUCAUUUAGUUCAAAGCUUCUGAUAGAAUUUUUUACUUCUGUAUGAUCUGUAGAAAAUGUUAUGACUUAUGGAAAUUAAUGUUUCAAAGUUGGACAUAAACGACGAAUUGCAUUUAAUUCAAAUUACUUAUUUAUUGUUUACUUUUUCUUUAAUUAUAUUUUUAAUAUUUACUCUUGACAUUAUUUUAAAAUAAUAAUUUGUUAAUAUGGAUUCUGAUUAAAAGGUGAAGUAUAGGAAAUAGUUGAGAAUAUCAUGUACAAUGUCAAAUCCAGGAAUUCAAAAUAGAGGGGGCCCAGGGAGCGACUUUCACAGAUGGAGAGUUUAGACCACCUCAGCCCCACCUUGAUUUGGGUUGUGGUAAGAAAAUUUAUGGAUUAUGGCACAGAAAUGUCAACCUCAGACUUGGAGUUGAUUAAUAUUUUUCCUUUUAUCUCCAUUUUUUUAUUUUUUAUAAUUUUGAAAAAUUAGGUGGCCCACUUUAAUCUGCCACUGAAUGUAUAUAAUGAUGCCUAUUAUAAAGCAACUUUAUAGGAUUUUCAAGGUCCUCACUGGUUUUCCUUGAUGAUGGUUAAUGGUGAAUUGAUAUUAAACUCUGUUUACAUACAUUUUAUGUGACAAAUAAUUGUGCCCAUCCAUAUAUGUACAUCGUCUUGCCCAUGGAAACAUUACAUACAUUUUGAUAGAGUGGACAGAACUUAUGAUGUGAUUAUUAUGUCUAAAAAUUACUCGACUGUGUGUUUGAAAAAAUACAGUGGUACAUUUUGGUUAGAAAAAACACUAAUUUAAUCCUGUCUUGAUAACUAUUUUUGUUUUUUUGUUAUUUUAUUUUUUUAAUUUUAGAUCUAUAAUACUUAAUAAAUACACUCAUUGGUUUGUAACAGUAGCCGUUGUUAAUUAAGUUAUUUUUUUAGGGAAUUUUUUUUAUACAUAUAAAUUUCAGAUCCAUGUGAAUAAUUUAUGCUUCAAUACUCAAUUUUUUAUUAGUAAAUAGCUGUGAAUUGUACGAUUGGUUAUUGUAUUGAAAUAAGUAAAGAAUUGACAAUCUAAGAACAUAAGUACAUUUGUGGAGUAUCUAGGGAGUGUGCGGGGAUCACUUCCUUCCCACCCCCACUUCCCAACCCCCCCUUCCCAACCCCCCCCCCAAAAAAAAAAGAUGUUUGAACCCAAAAAAAUCAUUCUCAAUCAACUUAUAAUACCUUAUUUUGCGAGCUUGCUUCCCCUCACUUAAUCAUUGAGCCCCCACUUCACCUUGUUCUCCCCUCUCCGCUUCCAUUUUAUUACUCUAGAUAUGCCACAUCCUGUAUGGUAGAGGAGCCUUUAAAAAACUAGCUUAACUAGAUUUUAUUGUGCUGUUCAUUAAGUUUUAUUGUUGUAAAGUAUCUAUGAAUGUGAUAAUUUUUUUCCUGUCUUUUUUGUAUGAUAAAUUAAUGUAUGGUAAAAAUAGUGGACUUUACAUGCUAAUGGUGUUUCCUCCUACAUGUUGAGUAAAUACUCUAUAGAAAAAAAACUACAAAAAAACACUGG
Anneissia japonica is the source of this 3901-nucleotide messenger RNA. Its product is annotated as ADP-ribosylation factor 2. Gene Ontology annotation, molecular function: GTP binding; GTPase activity. Lineage: Eukaryota; Metazoa; Echinodermata; Crinoidea; Comatulida; Comatulidae. Gene Ontology annotation, biological process: vesicle-mediated transport; intracellular protein transport. The record is from RefSeq and is a predicted model, not a curated record. Gene Ontology annotation, cellular component: cytoplasm; plasma membrane. The transcript has 5 exons. Bases 150 to 695 code for a protein of 181 amino acids.